Molecule: messenger RNA, 1434 nt
Organism: Aethina tumida (small hive beetle)
Lineage: Eukaryota; Metazoa; Arthropoda; Insecta; Coleoptera; Nitidulidae
Exons: 8
Coding region: 92-1336 (414 amino acids)
Source: RefSeq, a predicted model, not a curated record
GUUUGACAUAACCUUAAACUAAAGUUCAAUAACUUGUAUAAAAACAUUUCAUGAGUGUAAAUGAGGAGAGUGUUUUAAGUUAAUCUCAAUAAUGCCCGACGAGUCCUACGUUACUUGGGUAAAUAUAUUCGACAAGGAUCUGACUAAAGCGUAUUCGGAAGAGAGAAAGGAGCUGAAAGGAUGCGCUAUGAUAUUAUGUGCACUACAAAAGGAAUUCGAGAAGAUACGAACGAGCGUUCAAUCCCAGUACAAUGAUAUUCGGAAAGAGCUGGAACAAAAGGAUGAGCACAUCGAAAAAAAAAUGCGACUGUCACUAAAUUCUAAAGAGAACACACCACCAAUAAAACAUCCUACAGAGAUGGGUCACUCAAGCAACAGUCAACAGAACACUCCGGAUUUCUUUGAAGACCUCAACAGUUCUGAAUUAAAUGCAGCUGAUGUGAUUGAUCUAUCAAAAGAUGAUUCAGAUGACUUGUCUGACUGCCCUAGUCCUCCAUUUUCAAAAAGAAAGAACAUCAAUAGAACUAACAAAUUAUCACCUUCAUUAUGCUUCAUGACUAAAUCUAAAUCUAAUACUAAUUGUGAUAAAACAGAACUGACACCACCAAUAAUGAAUAAGACUAAUUUGAAUGAAAGUACCAUUAUUGCUAAUACUCCUGAAGUCAGAUUAAAAAAAAAUAAAAGUCUCAAGUCUAAUUUAUUUCAAUCAAAAAAGAAACCAGUUAAUGGAAAGAAACAUGUAGAUGAUGAUAAUAAUUUAACAAUGACUCAAUUUUUUCCUAAGGAGAAAAAGAAAUCAGACUCCCAGGACAGCUUUAUUAAUGAACUAGUUGGUAACAAAAGCCAUCCAUCUGUGUUAGACAGUGAUAAAACUUGUGAGGAUAAAAGCACAAUGGAGAUUACUACUAUGUUAGAUUUUAUAAAUAGAGAUGAGGAACAAAAUGAACAAUCAGCGUCUGAUUUAUCUCAGGCAACUGUAGAUGAUACAUUCUUUGACAUGGAUAUCACUUCAGGAGACAAUGAUAAAGAAAAUAGUGAAAAGGACCAAGAGAAUCUGAACUUCCUUUGCUCAUUUUCAAAUGAUGAACCUGAAUAUCAAGUUCCAACAAAGAAGAAUAAAUUAGAUAAGUCAUUGGCAGGACCAAAUAAGAAAAAUGACGAGGCGAAAUUAGAUGGAUGGUCUUGUGAUAAUUGCAGAAAAUUUUAUGGGUGCGUAAGUCUUCCACCAGAUAUGUUAAAGAAAAAAAUGAUCGAAUGCACCAAACACAAAAAGAAACAACUUGAAGAAACGAUUCCUGGAUUUUGGGAUAUGAGUCUCAGGACCCAAGAAUAUUAAGCUAAAACAAAUAUAAUUUUUUAUAAACGUGAUAUUUUUUUGCAUACACUAAGCAUUUAAUUAUUUUCAUAAUUCUUAUUAAACAAUUUGUAUCUUUA